This is a messenger RNA of Heterobasidion irregulare TC 32-1, 270 nucleotides long. RefSeq lists its product as uncharacterized. Bases 1 to 270 code for a protein of 89 amino acids. The transcript has 2 exons. Lineage: Eukaryota; Fungi; Basidiomycota; Agaricomycetes; Russulales; Bondarzewiaceae. The record is from RefSeq and is a predicted model, not a curated record.
AUGCUGGACCCAAAUGCUAGUCCCUUUCACACAGAGCUUAUGGAGUCGUUGGUGAUGAAGAAUAGCAACAACACUUUCAGUAUUCAGGGUGAAUACGAGUCUCUUGAGGUGGUGGGGACUGGAUACUAUGGACUCAAGGGGAAGGAGAUUAUGUUUUGGAGCCUGCUUGCCUUGUUGGAGCUUACUCAUGAGCAUACAGUCUGGACAAUACUGGCUUGGGAAUUUACGAACCGUGUGCUCAUCCCAGAGGCAAUUGUCUUAUUCAUAUAA